AUGAAGCGUGUAAAACACAACGAAUCGAGAAAAACGCCGCCUGACCUCCCGGCGGACGUCCGCCGUGAAAUACUCCUCCGGGUGCCGGCGAGGUCCCUGGUCCGCCUCCGCGCCGUCUGCCGGUCGUGGCUCUCCGCCAUCGAUGACCCGAACUUCGCCAGGUCCCACACCGACAGGCGCCUCCCGUCCGACGACACCCUCCUCGUCCGAAUCACGUCCGGGCCCCCCUUCGCCCCCCUCUACUCCCUAGAUCUAGAAGCCCUAUAUCUCGACGACGGCCCCAACAUUGUCUCCGCCGCUGCCUUCCGCCGCCCCGGGUUCCCCUCCCCGCCGCACCUCCCCGCGGCCAAUUGCGACGGCCUGCUCCUCCUUGCCGACAAAUUUUGGGCGAUCUGGAACCCCACCACCGGCGAGCUCCUCCAGCUUCCCCGUGGCGGUUACACCGCCGACGUCGCCGCGUCCGGACUCGGGUACCACCCCGCCGCCGCCGAUUACAGGGCGGUGGUGAUAGAUCGGCUCCCCCUCCCCAUUUCCAGCCAGGCGGAACCCGUCUGCCGGAUCCACAUCUACAGCCUGAGAUCCAACUCGUGGCGGAUUCUCGGCAGCCCCCCGCCGUCCUCCCGCCUGGAGGGGCCCGGCGUUUUCCUCAACGGAGCCCUCCACUGGAUCUCGCAGGGCCCCGGUGGGAUCUUCGCCUUCGAUCUCCAAACCGAUACCUUCCGGCAGGUGGGAGAGCCUCCGGCCGGCAACCACCGAAGGGGAGCUCCGGCCGGCAACUGGUACUUAGACGUCUUUGAUGGGUCUUUGGUCCUUAGUCGUUACAACAACAUAGACUACAGAUUUUCCUCGCAAUUUGAGUUGUGGGUGAUGAAGGAGUAUGGAGUGAGUGAUUCUUGGGUGAGGCUUUUGUCAGCUAAGGACCGUAGAAACUUCGAGAUUCGGCUGCCGCCGGUGGUUUACGUGAAGGGCGGCCGGAAAAUCCUCAAGAUGGUUCGUGGGGGGUUUUGUUUGUUCGACUUGAAGAGUCGUUGGUCCAGGAGUGUUGGUGUUGGUGGUCGGAAGAUUGGGUGUGCGGACAUGUCGGCGCAGGUUGUACAGGGAAGCGUUUUUCGGCUGCAUGAUAAUUGUGGUGUGGAUGAAGGCCACGUGGCGCGGGGAAAACGAAGGAGGUUCUACUUCUGUUUGAAAGAUGCUAGAUGUCGUGAUUUUAUCACAUGUGACAGUUGUCAUGUUCUAGAGCCAAAUUGGUGUAAUUUCCAAGGUGAAGAAGAAGAUUAG
This is a messenger RNA of Striga hermonthica, 1278 nucleotides long. Lineage: Eukaryota; Viridiplantae; Streptophyta; Magnoliopsida; Lamiales; Orobanchaceae. The record is from the annotation of a GenBank genome assembly.